UAUAAAUAAAAAUAUACAAUAGAGAAAUAAUAUUGAGCUUUAUUGUUGAUGAGCCGAAAAUGAAGGAAUGUUUGGCUCUUGAGUGGUUAUGUCAAGUAUUAAGUAUGUGUAUAUAAUAUAUAUUAGAUAUAUGGAUAAUUACUUAACUAGUUAAUUUGGUUUGAUUGGUUAGGAGUGUGUGAAACCAAACCAAACCAAACAAGCUAAAAUUUGUAAGCAAACCAAACCAAUUAUCCAGAUUAACCAAACCAAACCAAAUUAGCCAAACAAUAACGGUUGAAACGAUUACCAUGGUAAUCACUCCGUUUGAACACCCCCAACGAGAAGUGUGAUUAGACAUUGGGCUAAUUUGACCAUUAUGUAGCUUUUAUAGAAUCACCUUUUUACUAGAGUUUUUAGAGAAGUACUUUUAAAAAAAUCAUUAAUAGAAAUUUUUUUGAAAUGCCCGAGUACUCUAGAGUUCUUGCUAGAGGGAUAUCUAUUGAGGAUUGUUAUUCGUCGCCCUAAUUUUUACUAAUCAUCGCCCUACUCUGAUGUAAAAAGUCAUAUGAUACUCAUUAAGGACAUUUAGGAGUUUUUACAUUAAAAUAGGGCGAUGAUUAGUAAAAAGGAGGGCGACGAAUAGAAAAGCAUUAUCUAUAACCCUUAAUAGGAAAAAAUCCGAGACUGCCCAACUUACAAAAAGAAAUUCCCACAAUAUCAUAUUUUAAACCAAAAAGUCCAUAAUACCCAAGUUUGUAGCAGUUAAUUCCAGUGUCAAUCAAACUAGGUAGUGGUUCGCUUGACACAAGAGCGAACCACAUCCAAAGCGCCCGGAAAUGAGUGUGGCACGGCUGACCCCCAACGAACUACUCAGAUGUCUGUCAGUCCCCGCGCGAUCCACUCCUAAUCUAGGUUCAGAACUUCAAAUGAUCGUAACUUUGCACUCAGUUGUCUGAUCACAGCAAAUUUUUUAUUUUAUUCCGUAUAACUUUUAUGUGAAACUUCUUCAAACUUUGACAUUUUCGAGAGGGCAAAAAAUUGAAGUGUGGUAUUGUGGGAAUUUCUAUUUUGUAGUUUGGACAUUUUUUUCGGGAUUUGGUCCCCCUUAAUAAUACAAGUUUCUUACAGCUGGAACUUAACAUGUCUUCGCAUAUAACUCAACCUUACAUGCAUUACAUUUGUUGUAGAAUUUGCACAUUUUAGCUCUUGGACAUCUCUGUAAAACUAAUACUAACACAUAGUAGACUACCAAAGAAACUGAAUGGGGACUAUAUAAAAGGGCAUCCAGCCAGCUCCAUUCCCUCCAUUUCCAAACAAUCCAUAAAUAACAUCAACCAAUAUAUUCCUCCAACAAAAACCAUGGAACUCCAAACACCACCACUACCACCACCAGCACCGAAAAACGACUUCUUUCCAGGUGAAUUAGGAAACGAGACCCGAAUGAUAAUGGCAGCACUCUCCACCCUCCCUCCCCACAACCUCGCCGCCCUCACCUCCUCCAUCCUCUCCCUCGCGGACACCCGCCGCCGCUGCCUCACCGCCCUCCUCACCUCCCCCGCCGCCUUCUCCCUCGCCCUCGCCCACCUCCACUCCCUCUCCCUCCCCCAGAAAACCCACCUCGUCGCCAAACACCUCCUCUCCUCCCUCCACCACCUCACCUCCCACUUCUCCCCUCCCCCUCCGCCGCCGCCCGCCGCCUUCCACCACCGCGACGCCGACGCCGCCCUCCUCCUCCUCCUCCUCUGCGACCUCCUCCACCGCCGCCCGGACCUCCUCGACGCCACCCCCUACCACCACUGGCGCCUCGCCCUCGCUGCCCACUACCGCGCCGGCUCCGUGCUCUCCCACUGUGAGAUCGGCGUCCUGUACGGCGGCGUUUUGACCCCCUACGUCGAGCUGGUGUCGAGGUGCUGGAGGUUCGUGACGGGAGAUAGGGGGGAGAAGGCGGAGGCGCCGGCUGCUCCGGCGGCGGUGGUGGCCCUGCCGUCGGUGGACGGCGGCGGCGGCGGAGGAGGAGGGGAGUGCGUGGUUUGUAAGGAGGCGAUGGAGGAAGGGAGAGACGUGUGUGAGUUGCCCUGUCGCCAUCUGUUCCAUUGGAGCUGUAUUCUUCCGUGGCUGGUGAAGCGGAACACCUGCCCGUGCUGCCGGUUCGAGCUGCCCACGGAGGAUGUUGGCGGCGAGAUCCGACGGCUGUGGGGCUUUCUCGUCAACGCCGCUGGCGGUGGGGCAGCCGUCUGAUGGAGACACGUGUGGUGAAGAGGAGAAGCGGCGAUUCCCUGGUUGUAAGAUUAUACAGGUAGCUAGCUAGCUAGGCUGAUAAUGAAAAUAAUUCGAUCCAAAAGAACACGAGAGAUGAUUGUAGUAUAUUAUAGGUAUCAAAUAUCCAAAACAACCUAAUUGCUGUAGUUACGUUUUGGUGUAUAGACGAAUGUUGGCGUCUAAGCCAUGAUAAAAUUUACCUAAAUCUUGGGAGAUUGUCGGUAUGAAAUAGUGUGACAUUAAUGAAAUCACGUUGUAAGAAAAUGAGAAAUUUUAC
Molecule: messenger RNA, 2518 nt
Organism: Linum trigynum
Lineage: Eukaryota; Viridiplantae; Streptophyta; Magnoliopsida; Malpighiales; Linaceae
Source: the annotation of a GenBank genome assembly